Molecule: messenger RNA, 4119 nt
Organism: Salpingoeca rosetta
Lineage: Eukaryota; Choanoflagellata; Craspedida; Salpingoecidae
Product: laminin alpha 5 chain
Exons: 4
Coding region: 830-3655 (941 amino acids)
Source: RefSeq, a predicted model, not a curated record
UUUUUUUCUUUGCCUGCUUUGUUUUUAUUCUUUGUCUGCUUCUUUGCUGGGUUGUCUUGCUUUGUUUCUGCUGCGCACCCUUCCUCCGUCUGUUGCAAAAGUAUCAGCCCUCUUCACGUCGCCAGCCGCCUGUUGCACAUGUUUGUAGCCCUGUGGCAAAGCUAUUACCCACCAGCGCUCACACAACGUUGCCAACCACCCCAUGCCCUUUCUCGACCUCUCGCCUUCCACCACCAACUUAUCGUGUUGACAGACGGGCAUUGAGUGCGAGGCGUGCACGGAGAACCACUACCGCACCACCACCAACCUCACUGCCUCCUGUGUUGACUGCGCGUGUGACGUUGAUGGCGCCGUCUCCCCACAGUGUGAUGUGCGCACUGGCGCGUGCGUGUGUAAGCCGCGCGUUGUUGGCCGCGCUUGCGACACGUGCGAGCCGGGAUCGUUUGGGUUUGGGCGGGACUUCUUCUAUGGCUGCCUCGACUGCGCGUGCAGCGACAUUGGCAGCGAGAGCGGCGUGUGCGACUCAGAGAGCGGGCAGUGCCCGUGCAAACCAGGGGUGAGCGGCCGCGCCUGUGAUCGCUGCGGUGUCGGCUUCUACCAGUCGGGAGAGCCAGGCCAGUGCUCUCCGUGCCACGAGCAGUGUGGCGACGAAGGCUGUGCUGCCGCAGGUGCACUGCUCGGCUUUGCAUGCCGCUCCUGCCGCAACGUCGUCGCUGAUGGCACCUGUGUUGCCUCGUGCCCGCCCAACCACUGGAGCGAUGAUGGCGUCUGUCGCCCCUGUGACCAGCAAUGCAGUGGUGGCUGCACCGGACAAGGCCCGUCUGCGUGCAUGUCCUGCGUCAAUGUGGAGCUUGACGGCACGUGUGUGCCCAACUGCCCCACAGCCACGUUUGUUGAUGACCAACGGCGUUGCAUUGCGUGCGACUCCCAAUGUGACUCUCGAGGAUGCGUGGGCCCUUCAGCAUCGGAGUGCCGCGCAUGCAGGCGCUUCUCCUUGAACGGCACAUGCAUGAACGACUGUCCAGCAGGCACAACAUCUGUUGCAGGCGGCGACUGUCAGCCGUGCCACCACCAAUGCGCUGAUGGCUGCACGGGCGUCACUGCGUUUGAUUGUGUCGCCUGCCGCACUUUCUCGCGUGUGCUCAACACGGGCGCUGUUGAAUGCAUCGAUGCGUGCGACACGUUUGAGUACAGCACCGCCGACAGCGUGUGCGCACCGUGCCACGCCGAGUGCCAGCUUGGAUGCACGGGUCCAUCUGCGAGUGAGUGCCUCGACAACGCCUGCCGCCGCUUUUCCCUGCAAGACGGCGAGUGCGUGGCGACGUGCCCGUCCAACACAUACGCGGACGAUGAAGGCGUGUGCAGGCCUUGCUCCUCGCUGUGCAACGGCGCAUGCUGGGGACCGGGCGACCACCAGUGCCUGUCGUGUGCAGACAGCGCUGUUGCCAUUGUGCAGGCGCAGGCUGGCGUUGUGCACGUCACGUGUGCUGACACCUGCCCAGAUGGCACGUACGAGGAUGACACGCGCGUGUGCCGCACGUGUGAUGCGGCGUGCGCCACCUGCUCGGGCCCUUCAUCAACAAGCUGCGGCAGCUGCGUGGCGUUUGCAGACACAACCACGUCCACGUGCGUGAGCUCCUGCCCCCACGACGCGUACGCAUCUCCCACCGCACCCGUUGGUUUUGGCACGACUGCCCCCGAGUACUGCAUGCCGUGCAACGCCAUGUGUGACGGCUGCUUCGGGCCCUCCAACGCCGACUGCGCCGCCUGUCGCGGUGUUGUCGCCGACGGCCGCUGCGUGUCCUCCUGCCCAAAUGGAACGUACUUGCAAGACAGCACGUGCUGGCCGUGCAGCGAGCAGUGCAGCGGCGGCUGCCGCGGGCCCGGUGCUGCCGACUGCAUCUCGUGUGCGGGCGUGUUGGGCUCAGAUGGCGUGUGCAGGAAUGAAUGCUUCGCGUGGGAGUACGCCGACGAGGAUGGCAUUUGUCGCCCCUGCCACUCCCUGUGCAGUACCGUGGUGCAGGGGUGCAGCGGGCCAUCCCCAGAUGAUUGCACGGAAUGCGCGGGCGUUCUUGUGCCGACCAGCGCACUGCAAACUGGUCAAGAGAACAACGGUAGCACCAGCACCAGCACUGCCAGCACGGGGACCACGGUGACCUCCGCAUCCACAACGACCGCGUGUCGCGCUGCCUGUCCUCACGGCUUUUUUGCUGAUGCUGACACGAGCACGUGCACACCCUGCCACGACGCGUGCGAUGGCUGCACGGGACCUGAUGCCUCGGACUGCGCGGCAUGUGCGACUGCGCGCUACGGUGGCGUGUGUGUGCUCGAGUGCCCAACCUCCACGUUCCUGAGUACGUCUGGCACGUGCGCAGUAUGUAAUGCACAGUGCUCGCAAAGCGCCCGCUGCUCUGGCCCAACGGCGUUCGACUGCUUGCCUGCGGAUGGGCAGCCAGUGAUGGCCAACCCGUGUGCAAACGUGCGGCAUGAGGGCGCAUGCGUGUCCGCGUGUCCAGCCGGGUUCUUCGCUGACAACAACAGGGAGUGCGCUGCUUGUCACCGCUCAUGUGCAGCGUGCAGCGGUGCGGGCGAAAUGGACUGCACGUCGUGUCGCCGCGGCUCCCAUCUCACCGCCUCUGGGGAAUGCGACGACUGCAACCCGCUGUGCCGCGACGGGCUGUGCUCCGGCCCCACCGCAGCAGACUGCGAUGCUGGCUGCCUCGCUGUCACAGAUCUCAGCGACCCCCAGACCCCCGUGUGUCUCGUCGCGUGCCCCGUCGGCACGUUCAGUGACACCACACCCGUUGACGGCGCGUGCAACCUGUGCCACACCCAGUGCGCAGGCGGCUGCACAGGUGUCACUGCCUUUGAUUGCGUGGCGUGUGCCAAUGUGGAGAACGAAGGGCGAUGUGUGUCCGCAUGCCCGGACGGCAGCGCUCCUUCCGAAGCGGGCGUGUGCGGGCGGUGCCAUGACGAGUGCAUCGAUGGGUGCGAGCGACCGGGCGACGCGUCGGCGUGUGUGCGGUGCCGCAACAAGGAGGAGGAUGGCGCAUGCGUGGUGCAAUGCUCCACGGGGUUUCCGUUCCUUGCUGGCGACGCCUGCCUUGCGGCAUGCCCUGGCGACCAGCCCUUCUACAACGACACGCGGCAGAGCGCAACGUUCCUGCCAGCCCGCUGCGUGACAUCGUGCGCACAGCUCGGCGAUGCGCGCCGGACGUAUGUGAGCGAGGCAGCGCCGUUCCGCUGCACCACGGAAGAUCAGGCCCGGCGGGACACGCGCGCUCUCAGCAGUGCGUCAAGCUCGGGCAACGAGGCAACCACAAACAUACUCAUUGUCGUGGUGUGCGUGGUUGCGUUCCUGAUGCUGGUGGUGGUGAUGCUGUUCCUGCGGCGCGCACGCCAGACAUCGCACACGGGCGAUGCAGCCAUCAGCUCGCCCGUCACGCUCACCAGCCGCACAGACAGCAAGAGCAGUUUUGGCGCCGCGCAGCCGGGAGCCCACCAGUGGAACCCUCAGUGGGCAGCAGAGAACGACAUGCUCCGACAAGCACCGCUGGUGGUACCGGGCAAUGGCGGUGGCGGUGAUGAUGACGAUGACGGCGGCUACUUGACGGUUGAGCCCAUCCCUCAACCAACGCAUUCCACACACGUGUGACAAGCCAGGCUGUUUCACAGGUUAUGUUAGGCGUGGUGCACACACUCAGUGCCGUGUUCCGAAGCUUUGUCUAUGUGCUUUAACAAAGUGUGUGUGUGUGUGUCUGUGUGUGUCUGUCUGUGUUGGCCGAUGGUUGGUUUUCUUGUGGCCCUUUUCAGAGCUCUGUCAUGCACAAUAUACAUUUUCAUGUUGUGUAUGUGCAUGUGCUAUUGCAGUCUUUUAAUUUCUACUCGUCGCUUACUGGCUGGUUUCUUACCGCUUUCUGUUGUUUGACUGUCUUCCUUUGUUCUCACGACCGUCCACUUGGCGUUGCCCAAGCCAUGUGUCGUUCACCACCUUUUCUUCUGUGCAUCGUCGGAUCCAAGAUCAGACACACCUCGCAAGCUCUCUCCUUUCCAUGCCUUCUUCACUGCUUGAAUUUGAUAUGGCCGCAAGUCGCUGCACUAAACAUACAAAACACGAAA